GUGGGUGUGGAAAUUACAAUUGGUAUCGGAGCCUGCAUAGCUUAAUUUACUAGCUACCGAUCACAUCAUGGGAGACAUGGAAGAAGGAGCAAAUGUUCAGAGACCACCUUUAUUGCGUGGGCACAACUACAAUUUCUGGAAGGACAGGAUGAGGGCCUUUCUCAAAUCCCUUGGAGGUGGGGUCUGGAGAAGCGUGGAAACUGGGUGGUCUGAACCACACAAAUAUUCUGAUGAUCUGACUACAUCAAGAAUCAAGCCAUUUGAAGAAUAUAGCAGAACAGAAGCCAUUGCUGCUGAGUUUAAUGAUAAAGCCUUGAAUGCAAUCUUUGGGGCAGUGGAUUCUACUCAGGAUAUUGCAAAUCAGGCUGCACGACUGAAUGAAUCCAUUCCAGAAAAUAAGCUGGUACUCAGAGUGCUGAGAUCACUUCCUAAAGAAUAUGAAAUGGAUGUCAAGGCCAUUAAACGUUCCCACAACAUCAAAAACAUGACUCUCGACGCACUUAUGGGCAUACUGGACAUGGUAGAAGAUAGUAAACGUCAGAGACCUGAUAAGCAGAUAGCAUUUCCCAGUACUGAGAUAGAAGAUGACAGUGAACGUGAUUGGUCACUGGAUGAAGAUUUUCAAGAGCAGCUAUCACUCUUUACUCGGGAAUUCAAGAAACAAUGGGUUCAAAAGAAAUCAAAUCAAAGACUUGAAGGCACCUCUAAGGGACUCUCACCAAAAGAUGCUAAGUACAGAGAAACCAAAAACACAGAAACCUUUAACUACAUGAAGAAAAAGGGUCCACAAUGCUUUGAAUGUGGCGGAUAUGGGCACAUCCAGUAUGAGUGUGCAAAUAAUCUAAAAAAGAAGAGACAAGCCUUCAAAGCAACCUGGAGUGAUGAAGAAACUGAAGAUCAGAGUGAUUACGAAGAAUCCAACUGUGCUUUCAUUGCAAGUGUUAAUCCAGGAGAUGAAGAGAGUCUUGAAGAACAACUAGAGGACCUGCAAGAAAAAUGGUCAGAACUCCUGAUGGUGAACAAAAGGAAUAUCACAGACAAAAAAAGACUAAUUUCAGAAGUUGAUGCAUUAAAGAAGAGGAUUGAAGGACUCACCACGAAAAUUGAAGAACUUGAAGGAGAAAAAUCGGAUCUGUUAUUCGAGUUAAAUCAACUGAAGUCCUAUCAAAAAAGGGAUCAAGGUUGCUGGAGCAGAGCAAGUGAAAAAGAUGCAAAGUUAUGGCAUUAUCGCCUGGGGCAUCUGAACUACAAAGAUCUUGUAACUCUGUCAAAUUCAGGAGCUCAAACUGAGGAAAUUUCAUCAACAUCAGACACAGAAGAUCAAACAGAUGCAGAACCACAGGCAAGUCAACCAGAAGAAGUCCGAGUGCCCACACACAUUCAGAAGACUCAUCCUCUAGAAAAUGUUGGAGAUCCACAGGAAGAUACCCUCUACCUACAGUACACAACCACUCAUCAAGAAGAGAACAUGCAAGGAGAAAAGGAGAAAGAUCUGCUGUCAGAUAAGAAAAUGCUAGAGAUUGUGGAUGAAGAACCCUUACUAGCAUGCUUAGAUGUUCCAGUUGAAGGUGUGCAACUCAGAACACCAGCAUCCCAGAAAGCAAUGGCAAAACGCUCUGGAUCUAGAUGGUCGUUGCGUCAAAAGGCAAAAGAAGAUCAACCAGAAGGGAUUUCGAAGAAGCAGAAGAGGUCGCCUCCCUCAGAAAAACUCUCAACCAGAAGUCAGAGCAGCAAGAGGAAAGAAGCACCAGCGAGAAAGACAUCCAAACCAGGGAAGUUCUCUAAACACCUUUUUGUCUCAUCAAGUGCUAGUUCAUUCAUGUCUGAGAUUGUCAAGAAAACCAUAUUGCCACAAAGAAGUAUUGAUGUUGAGGAUUUUGAAGCUAAAACAAAUUUAAUCCCUAUGCUGAAACAAUGGACUUGUAGUUGCAGAAGAAGAAGAACCCCCCCCCCUCCUCUACUCCAAGUUGACUUGAGACACUUUAAAGCCAAACAUUACAAUGACAUGGCACCAGUGGAAGAUCAGAAGGCAGCUCCAGCAGUUCUUCAGCCAGAUUUCUCCAAAACAGCAUUCAUCAAGGCAGAAAUUAUGCUACUGCAAGAGCAAAUUGAAAAAUACAAGGAGCUGAUCAAGGAAGCAGAGGUCAAAAAGAAGAACUGGGCCAUUGUCCUAUCAUCUCUGGAUAUCACUCCUGAUGUACGUGCACAAGCUCAGGGGGAGAAGUCCAAAGACAAUGCACCUGGAAAUGCUACAACACAGGGGGAGCAAAGUGAAGGUGAUGAGGGUACUGAGAAAGGAGAGGAAAGCUCAGACACAGGAAAGAAUAAUCAGGAAGAUGAGGAGUCAGAUUUCGAAGCUGAACUUCAAAAGUUUGAUGCAUCUGAUGCUUAACUUCUCAUUUGAAUCACUGGAAAACACUACUACUUUUUUGCUACUCUAUGUUUUGGUGGGAUUGUUCUAUCCCUGAUGAUAUGCUCUAGAUUUUCUGAUUGUGGAUUCAUCUAUUUUUAUUUUGGUUCUUUAUGCUAUGGAUUACUUUGGUUGAAGACUGAUUCUGUUUGAUUACACUGCACAUGGUCUCCUGGUUUUACUCAGGUUUUUGCACAGGUAGGAUGACCAUUUUUCUGUCUAGGUUGCUCUGUUGUACACACUCUUGCACCCGGUUGUCUAAAUAUUACUCUUCUCCAGUUUCUUUGAAUAAUAUAUAUUUUGCCUUUGG
Molecule: messenger RNA, 2720 nt
Organism: Cuscuta campestris
Lineage: Eukaryota; Viridiplantae; Streptophyta; Magnoliopsida; Solanales; Convolvulaceae
Source: the annotation of a GenBank genome assembly